ACUUGCGAGUGUCUACGUGAGGCAGCUGUGCGGUGCAUUCGCCUCAACCGAAUACGCGGAUCACUUGUGGAAAAUGACGAAAAUCACAGUAGUCAAAACCAAGGCUUAUCCUGACCAGAAGCCUGGCACGAGUGGACUGAGGAAAAGGGUGACAGUCUUUCAAACGAAUGAGCACUAUGCGGAGAACUUCAUUCAAAGCAUUAUCUCUUGCAUCGAACCAGCGGAGCGUCAGCCUGGACUGCUCGUAGUGGGAGGCGAUGGAAGGUUUUUCAUGAAAGAUGCCAUUAAGUUGAUCAUCCAGAUCGCCGCUGCUAAUGGGAUAGGCCACCUGGUCAUUGGUCAGAAUGGCAUCAUGUCCACCCCCGCUGUGUCCUGUGUGAUCCGCAAGCUCAAAGCCGUGGGAGGAAUCAUCCUCACGGCCAGCCACAACCCCGGUGGCCCUAAAGGAGACUUUGGCAUCAAGUACAACAUCGCCUCCGGAGGUCCUGCGCCAGAGGGAAUCACAGACAAAAUAUUCCAGAUCAGCAAGAGCCUAACAGAGUACCACAUCUGCCCCGACCUCAAGGUUGACAUCUCCAAGAUCGGCAAGCAGACCUUUGAGGUGGACACAUUCAAGCCCAUGACAGUGGAGAUCAUGGACUCUGUGGAGUCCUACGCUGAGAUGCUGAGGGGAAUCUUCGACUUCAAUGCCCUAAAACAGCUUGUGUCUGGAGCCAAUCACAUUAAAGUCCGUCUGGACGCCAUGCACGGAGUGGUUGGACCCUACGUGAAGAAGAUCGUCUGUGAGGAGUUGGGUGCUGCCGCCGACGGUGCCUUCAACUGUGUCCCCAAGGAGGACUUUGGUGGUCAUCACCCUGACCCCAAUCUGACCUACGCCUCUGACCUGGUCAACGCCAUGAAGGGAGGAGAGUACGACCUCGGAGCRGCCUUUGAUGGUGACGGUGAUCGUAACAUGGUCCUUGGAAAGCAUGGCUUCUUUGUCAACCCCUCUGACUCUGUGGCCAUCAUUGCAGCCAACAUCACUUGCAUCCCCUACUUCCAGAAGACUGGGGUCAAAGGUCUGGCCCGCAGCAUGCCCACCAGCGGAGCUCUGGACAAUGUGGCUAAAGCCUUGAAGAUGAAUCUGUAUGAGACUCCUACUGGCUGGAAGUUCUUUGGUAACCUGAUGGAUGCUGGCAAGCUGUCUCUGUGCGGAGAGGAGAGCUUCGGCACUGGCUCUGAUCACAUCCGUGAGAAGGACGGCUUGUGGGCGGUGCUGGCCUGGAUGUCCAUCCUAGCCCACAGGAAGCAGAGUGUGGAGGAGAUCAUGAAAGACCACUGGAACAAAUUUGGCAGGAACUUCUUCACCAGGUAUGAUUAUGAAGAAGUGGACUCAGACAAAGCCAACACCAUGAUCAAGGAGCUUGAGGCUAAGAUGUUUGACAAGUCCUUUGUGGGCCAGAAGUUCUCAUCGGGAGAUAAGAGCUACGAGGUGGCUGUCUCUGACAACUUUGCCUACACCGACCCUGUGGACGGCAGCGUCUCCAAGAACCAGGGUCUGAGGAUCGUCUUCUCCGACGGCUCCAGGAUCAUCUUUCGUCUCAGUGGGACAGGCAGCGCCGGUGCGACCGUCAGGCUCUACAUAGACAGCUAUGAGAAGGACCCCGCCAAAAUCUACGGCGACGCACAGGUCAUGCUGAAAACCUCUGGUGGGAGAUGCGCUGAAGUCUCUGGGCUCCAUGAGAGACGGCCGCACCGGGCCACUACUGCUAGCCCCUGUGCCCCCCGACUUGGAUCAGACUGCUGGUCCUCUGCCCCCCCACCUGUGAUCAGACUCAGCGUAGCCCUCGCGCCCCACUGUGAUCACGUAGACUGCUGCGCCCUGCCCCCCACAUGUGAUCCCAAGACUCGCGUAGCCCUGCCCCCCACUGUGAUCAGACUGCUAGCCCUGCCCCCCACUGUGAUCAGACUGCUAGCCCUGUCACACCCUUCCAGGUAA
Molecule: messenger RNA, 1978 nt
Organism: Salvelinus sp. IW2-2015
Lineage: Eukaryota; Metazoa; Chordata; Actinopteri; Salmoniformes; Salmonidae
Source: RefSeq, a predicted model, not a curated record